Molecule: messenger RNA, 2674 nt
Organism: Scleropages formosus (Asian bonytongue)
Lineage: Eukaryota; Metazoa; Chordata; Actinopteri; Osteoglossiformes; Osteoglossidae
Gene: tomm40
Product: translocase of outer mitochondrial membrane 40 homolog (yeast)
Exons: 10
Coding region: 146-1198 (350 amino acids)
Biological process (GO): protein import into mitochondrial matrix
Cellular component (GO): mitochondrial outer membrane
Molecular function (GO): transmembrane protein transporter activity
Source: RefSeq, a predicted model, not a curated record
GCGUCUUUCAGCAAGUAGGCGGGAUGAAGCGCUAGUUCGGUUGUCCCAGUGCCGAUAUUACACUGCAGCUGUCCUCUGGAAAUCGCAACGAAGCGGUGCGAGGCACACCUUACACGCCCUGCUCGCGUCCUGAUCGUCUCUCAGAAUGGGCAGUGUGUUGGCUGCUAGCUCCCCCGGUGCCCCCCCUGCUUCCAGCAACAGCAGCAGUCCAACUGGGGGUGGUCCAGGCGUGGUGUCGGUGCCACCAGGAUUCACCAUGCCCCCCGUCUCCUCCCUCUCUCCCACCUCCGGCAUCGGGAGCGCAGCCGCAGGGCAGCAGGGCGCCGAGACGGAGAGCUCCCUUCCCAACCCGGGCACUUUUGAAGAGUGCCAUCGUAAAUGUAAAGAGCUUUUUCCAAUACAGAUGGAAGGCGUGCGGCUCGUGGUAAACAAAGGCCUGAGCAAUCACUUCCAGGUUAGUCACACUGUGGCCCUAAGCACUCUGGGAGACUCCAGCUAUCGGUUCGGUGCCACCUAUGUGGGGACCACUCAGAUUUCACCUACUGAGUCCUUCCCAGUCUUGGUGGGAGACAUGGACAACAGCGGAAGCCUCAAUGCCCAAGUCAUUCAUCAGCUCAGCAGCAGAAUCCGCUCAAAACUGGCCUUCCAGACGCAGCAGCAGAAGUUUGUGAACUGGCAGUGCGAUGCAGAAUACAGGGGGCAAGAUUUCACCACGACCGUCACGCUCGGCAACCCGGACCUCCUUGUCGGCUCCGGUAUUUUAGUAGCACAUUACCUGCAGUCCAUCACCCCAUCCCUGGCUCUGGGAGGGGAGCUGGUCUAUCACAGAAGACCAGGAGAGGAGGGCUCGGUCAUGUCGUUGGUGGGCAGAUACACAGGCAAUAAUUUCAUUGCCACGCUGACUGUGGGGGGAGCUGGAGCACAUGCCUCGUACUACCACAAAGCCAACGACCAGCUCCAGGUCGGGGUCGAGUUUGAGGCAAGCACUCGAAUGCAGGACACGAGCGUCUCCUUCGGAUAUCAGCUUGACCUGCCGAAAGCCAACCUGCUCUUUAAAGGCUCCUUGGACAGUAACUGGGUGGUCGGUGCGACCCUGGAGAAGAAGCUAGUCCCCCUGCCCCUUUCCCUUGCCUUGGGCGCCUUCCUCAACCACCGCAAGAACAAGUUCCAAUGCGGCUUCGGCAUUACCAUCGGAUAAGGGCCGGACCACAGGACACAGGAACAGUCUGCAGCCGCCCACCUGUAAACUGACGCCGAGAGACCGAGACAGACGUGACACUCAGACACAGGGACUAAGACUUGACUAGCAGGAGAAAUGUUAGACCUUUUAAUAAAGUGACACAUACAGAAAGGACUGCUGUGUGGUCUCUGCUAGAAUGCAGAUGCGGGCAGUGAAACCGAACAUUGCACGAUACCACGAGUCCUUUCUAAUGUGUCAUCAUACGCAAUUAAAACCCACCUCAAGAAUCAAAUUGCAACAGGAAAGCUGUGGAUCAUAUGCCGUGUACUGUUUACAACAAAUGUAAGUUUGCAACUGUUAGAUACCGUAGAUAAUAGGUGUUCUAUAAGUCUCCUUGUGCCAUCCGAUAUGACAUUAAGUCUUGUUACAGCAAAAAACCGAUAUAAAACGUGACAGAUUGGUAUUCUGACAUCAUGGCACACAGUUAAAUAUGUGACUAAUAAUGAAACUAAGUUAAUGAGCAGACAUGAGAACCUUGAAUAUAUUUAUUUUAAAUUCCAGUGAAAAGCAACCAUCUCUUUAUAGUGCAUUUUUUCUAAAUUAAUUCGUGCUAGACCAUUAAAGAUGCAUAAUUGAGCCAUGUAGGCACAGAUUAAGUAGAUGGUGGUUCUUUACUGAUCCACAGAAUUUCUUGUUGUAGCUUUUUUAAGUUACCAUAAAGCUGGGAAUGAUUGCCUAGUAUUAUAUGGGGAAUUCUAUGCUGGUGCCCUGCAUGUGUGGCCCUUUGGGUUUUCAUUUGGCUACAGUCAUUUGCAUUUGUCCACUGAACACCGACUACGUGUACUGUAAAAUCAGUAGGGUUUAAUAAACUGUCCAAGUUGAUUCAGCGCCACCGAUAUACUGGCUCGGAAGGAUGGCACACAGAUUGCUGGUUAUAACUUUUUUUUUUUUUUAAUUACCUGAUUAAAGGUGUGAUUGUUUCAGUUUUGUAUUGUACGGGCUGCCUGUGCGUCUCAGUGCUUAUGGUUGGGUUUGAGGAACUAUACAAGUGUGUAGAUUUAACGGUGGAAUCUUGUUUCGAGUCGUUUUAAUCGGUUUUUUUCUUCACUUCCUUAAUUCAAUGGUAUAUAUAUAUAAUAAAAUAUAUAUAUUACCUGUAUAGACCAAUGAAAGGAUCAAUUACAUUUCUUAUGAAACAGUGAAAAGCUGGUUUCUGUUUUUUGACUAAUUCUGAUUUUUCUUUUUUUGGCGGGAGGGGGUGUGGAUGAUCAUGUGAGUGAGCUUUUUACAGAACCAUGACUGGCCAUGUUGAAACAGUUGCUUUUUUAACCAGUGUUUUUAUUGCAUAAUUUGUGGGAACUUUUGAUUUAACCUGUAAGCAAGGAACACAUUUAAGUGGUAGGUUACAUGUGUAAACAAGAUUUAGUGCAGGUUAUCAACAUGAAGAAAGUUUUAACUACAGGGUUUCAGAACCAUGCCAAUAAAAACUAUAAA